CUCACUCCUCUCUCGUUGUUCUUCUUCUUCUUCUUCUUCUGGUUCACAGAAGAAGGAAACCACACAGCUUCAUAUAAUUCAUAAAAUCUGAAGAUAAAAUGGAAGAAAUAUAUUCGUCGAGAAGCAUGAGCAGAUCAAAAUCAGCAUGGCGAGGAGCAGAUGAUCAAAUUUUCUCGAGAUCUAUUGAUGUGAGAAAUGAGGUGGAGGAUGAGGAGGCUCUGAUUUGGGCUGCGCUGGAGAAGCUCCCUACUUAUAACAGAGUCAGGAAGGGAGUUAUGGCCAUGGCGACGGAAGGAGACCUCAAGGAGGUAGAUAUAAGGAGCCUGGACUUACAGGAGAGAAGAAGCCUGCUUGAGAGAUUGAUCAAAGUUGCAGAAGAGGACCAUGAGAGGUUUCUGCUCAAGCUCAAGAAUCGCAUUGAUAGAGUUGGACUUGAUUUUCCGACCAUCGAGAUGAGAUUUGAGAACCUGAAUAUUGAAGCAGAAGCUUCCGUGGGUAGCAGAAGCUUGCCUUCUUUCUUCAAUGCAAUUAUGAACAAAUUAGAGGCCAUUGCCAAUUAUUUGCACAUACUUCCAAACAAGAAGAGGCCAUUCACCAUCCUUCAUAAUCUUAGUGGAAUCAUUAAGGCACAUAGGAUGACUUUGCUGCUCGGUCCUCCAGGUUCAGGGAAGACAACAAUGUUACUAGCUCUUGCUGGAAAGCUAAGUUCUGAUCUCAAGGUUUCUGGUAAAGUUACCUAUAACGGUCAUGGAAUGGAUGAAUUUGUUCCACAACGUACAGCAGCCUAUAUAAGUCAGCAUGAUCUCCACAUGGGAGAGAUGACAGUGAGAGAAACUCUAAUGUUUUCUGCAAGAUGCCAAGGAGUUGGAUGUCGAUAUGAUAUGUUAACUGAACUUUCAAGAAGAGAAAAGGCAGCAAAUAUCAAACCUGAUCCUGAUAUUGAUGUCUUCAUGAAGGCAACAUCAAUAGAAGGAAAGAAAACUGGAGUAAUCACUGAUUACAUAAUGAAGAUCCUGGGAUUGGAUAUUUGUGCCGAUACAAUGAUAGGAGAUGAAAUGAUAAGAGGUAUUUCUGGAGGACAGAAAAGGCGUGUCACCACAGGUGAGAUGAUUGUUGGGCCAGCGCAAGCAUUACUCAUGGAUGAAAUAUCAAAUGGUUUAGACAGCUCCACAACUUACCAGAUAGUAAAAUCACUCAGACAAAUCACUCAUAUUCUCGGUGGGACGACCUUUAUCUCUCUACUCCAACCAGCACCUGAGACAUAUGAGCUCUUUGAUGAUAUCAUCCUCUUAUCAGAUGGGUUAAUUGUGUAUCAAGGUCCUAGAAAAUAUGUGCUUGAAUUCUUCCAGUUGAUGGGUUUCAAUUGUCCUGAGAGGAAGGGUGUUGCUGAUUUUCUACAAGAAGUGACAUCAAAGAAAGAUCAACAACAAUAUUGGAUACAUCAUGAUAAACCAUACAAAUUUGUAUCGGUCGUCGAAUUUGCAGAAGCAUUUCAAUCAUUCCAUGUAGGAAGAGAGCUCACAAAAGACCUGUCGGUUCCGUUUGAUAAGAGCAAGAGCCAUCCGGCAGCUUUAACCACUUCAAAACAUGGUGUAAGUCAAAUGGAACUACUAAAAGCUUGUGCAGCGAGAGAAGUGCUACUGCUGAAGCGAAAUUCUUUUGUUUACGCAUUUCGAUCAGCUAAGGUGUUGGUCAUGACAUUGAUAAUGAUGACCGUCUUUCUGAGGACUAAAAUGCACCACCGAUCAAUAAACGAUGGAAUUAUUUUUAUGGGAGCUCUUUUCUUUUUAAUUGUUAAUAUAAUGUUUAAUGGAUUCUCCGAGCUCUCGAUGACGAUUGCUAAGCUGCCUGUCUUCUUCAAGCAAAGAGAUUCUCUAUUUUAUCCUUCAUGGACUUAUGCAAUACCAACAUGGAUUGUGAAGAUUCCAUUUUCAGUUGUAGAAGUUGCCAUCUUGGUGAUGAUAAGUUACUAUGUAGUUGGCUGUGAUCCAAAUGUUGGAAGGUUCCUCAAACAGUUUGUUGUACUUCUUCUAGUUCAUCAGAUGGCCGCAGGGUUAUUUCGUUUUGUUGGUUCAAUUGGGAGGAACAUGUUUAUGGCUGCUGCAUUAUCGUUCUACAUAUUAUUCAUUUUUCUUGUUUUGGGUGGAUUCAUUAUUGCACAUGGUGAUAUUAAGAAAUUUUGGAUUUGGGGUUAUUGGAUGUCACCAAUAAUGUACUCCUAUACAGCAAUUUCAGUAAAUGAAUUCCUUGGAAACAGUUGGAGUCAUAAAUUACCUGGAUCAAAUCAAACUCUCGGAGUGGCUAUCUUGAAGUCACGAGAUAUGUUUACCGAAGCAAAAUGGUACUGGAUUGGUGUAGUUGCUUUACUUGGAUACGUAUUCGCAUUCAACUUUCUUUUUGCAGUAUCUCUAAGCUAUCUCAAACCAAUUAAAAAAGGCCAACCAGCACUAUCUGAGGAGGCCUUGAAGAAAAGACAAAUUAUUGCAACAAACAGGCUUCAGCAUUCAUCAUUUGAAGGAGAAAACUGUAAUCGUCAAACUAGUGCCAGAGAUAAAUCUAUGAGGAUCUCACCACAUGAUUCUAAUCCUACUGAGUUGAAUACAAGGAAACAAAUGGCACUUCCAUUUGUACCACUUUCUCUCACUUUUGACAACAUAAAAUAUUCAGUAGACAUGCCACAAGAAAUGAAAGGAACAGGGGUUGCGGACAAGUUGAUGCUUCUAAAGGGUGUGAGUGGGUGCUUCAGACCAGGAGUUCUUACAGCACUAAUGGGUGUUAGUGGAGCAGGAAAGACAACUCUUAUGGAUGUACUUGCAGGAAGGAAAACUGGAGGAUAUAUAGAGGGAGGUAUUACCAUAUCUGGAUAUCCCAAGAAGCAAGAAACUUUCGCUCGUGUGUCAGGAUAUUGUGAACAAAAUGAUAUCCACUCCCCACAUGUGACAGUUUAUGAAUCUCUUGUUUACUCUGCAUGGCUUCGACUUCCUUCUGAAGUUGAUUCUAAAACAAGAGAAAUGUUCAUUGAAGAGGUUAUGGAGCUUGUAGAGAUGGCAUCUUUAAGGAAUGCACUAGUUGGAUUGCCUGGUGCAAAUGGUUUGUCGACUGAGCAACGCAAGCGACUAACCAUUGCUGUUGAGCUUAUCGCUAAUCCUUCCAUUAUUUUCAUGGAUGAGCCUACCUCUGGACUUGAUGCCAGGGCAGCUGCAAUUGUAAUGAGAACUGUAAGAAACACUGUUGAUACCGGCAGGACAGUUGUGUGCACGAUUCACCAACCUAGCAUUGAUAUUUUUGAAGCUUUUGAUGAGCUAUUUUUGAUGAAAAGAGGAGGCGAAGAGAUAUAUGUGGGACCAUUAGGACAUAACUCUUUUCAUCUCAUAAAUUAUUUUGAGGGGAUCCAAGGGGUAAGUAAGAUUAAAGAUGGUCAUAAUCCUGCAACAUGGAUGUUAGAAGUCACCACCCCAGCUCAAGAAAGUCUACUCGGUAUUAACUUUAGUGAAGUAUACAAGAAGUCUGAAUUAUGUCAGAGAAAUAAAGCAUUAAUCGUCGAAAAUAGUAGACCAUCUCCUGGCUCACAAGAUCUCUCCUUUCCAACUCAAUAUUCUCAGCCUUUCUUGACACAAUGCUUAGCAUGCUUAUGGAAACAACACUUGUCAUAUUGGAGGAACACUUCAUACACUGUGAUGAGGUUUGUCUUCACCAUGAUGAUAGCAGCGAUGCUUGGGACAAUUUUUUGGAACCUUGGGGGUAAAAAAAAGAAACAACAAGACUUGUUCAAUGCAUUGGGUUCAAUGUAUAGUGCUGUUUUAUUCAUUGGAAUAUCAUACUCGAAUGGAGUGCAACCUGUUGUCGCAAUCGAACGUACUGUUUUUUAUAGAGAGAGAGCAGCAGGAAAGUACUCAGCUAUAUAUUGAGUUUCAAACAUUCUAAUUGAGCAGCCAUAUAUUUUGGUCCAAUCAAUAUUAUAUAGUGUUUCGGUAUAUGCAAUGAUUGGAUUUGAGUGGACGGCAACUAAGUUCUUAUGGUACUUCUUCUUCACAUUCUUCACGCUACUCUACUUCACAUACUAUGGAAUGUUGGCAGUCAGCUUAACUCCCAAUCUGAACAUAGCUUCAAUAAUAGUUGCUGCAUUUUAUAGUAUUUGGAACCUUUUUGGUGGAUUUGUCAUCCCGAGACCGGCAAUGCCUGUUUGGUGGAGGUGGUACUACUGGGCUUGUCCGGUUUCAUGGUCCUUAUAUGGAUUACUUGUUUCUCAGUAUGGAGAUGUGAAUGAAAUGCUUGAAAUAGAUCAAACAGUAGAGGAGUUCUUAAGAAGUUACUUUGGGUUCAAGCAUGAUUUCUUGGGAGUGGUUGCAGUCAUGGUUGUCUUGUUUGCAGUUUUCUUUGCUUUUCUAUUUGGGUUUGCAAUCAAAGUGCUUAACUUCCAAAGAAGAUAAUUGAGUGGUUAAGGAAAAAGAAGAGAUUAAUGAACUAUUCUUGAAUGGUUCCUUCUUGCAAGUCUCCAUUUCUUCAGCACAUUUGUAUCCUUGUUGAUAAAUAAAAUUAAAAUAUGAUGUUUGAAUGAGAGUAAAGACAAAUAAUAUUAGUUUGAAUUUCUCAAGUAGUUGUUAACACUCAAAUA
Molecule: messenger RNA, 4615 nt
Organism: Phalaenopsis equestris
Lineage: Eukaryota; Viridiplantae; Streptophyta; Magnoliopsida; Asparagales; Orchidaceae
Product: ABC transporter G family member 44-like
Cellular component (GO): membrane
Molecular function (GO): ATP hydrolysis activity; ABC-type transporter activity; ATP binding
Source: RefSeq, a predicted model, not a curated record